CUUUUUCUUUUUAUUAGAUUAUAGUUGAUGCAAAAUGAGUGUUCCUGACUACAUGCAGUGUGCUGAGGACCAUCAGACUCUUCUGGUUGUGGUCCAGCCAGUUGGGAUUGUCCCUGAAGAAAACUUUUUUAGGAUCUACAAACGAAUUUCAACCGUGAGUCAGAUUAACGUCCGUGACUCCCAGCGUGUGCUGUAUAUCCGCUAUAGACAUCACUACCCUCCGGAAAACAAUGAAUGGGGAGAUUUUCAGACUCAUCGGAAAGUUGUGGGACUCAUAAUUGUAACAGACUGUACCUCUGCAAAGGAUUGGCCCCAAACUUUUGAAAAAUUCCACCACCAGAAGGAAAUAUAUGGUUCUACACUGUAUGAUUCCCGAUUGUUUGUCUUUGGACUUCAAGGAGAGGUUGCUGAGCAGCCCCGCACAGAUGUGGCAUUUUACCCUAAUUAUGAUGAAUGUGAAACGAUUGAAAAGAGGAUAGAAGAUUUUAUUGAAUCUCUCUUCAUUGUCCUGGAGUCCAAACGUCUUGACAGGGCCACUGAUAAAUCUGGUGACAAGAUCCCACUUUUGUGUGUACCUUUUGAAAAAAAGGACUUUGUAGGUCUGGACACUGAUAGUAGACAUUAUAAGAAGCGUUGUCAAGGUCGGAUGCGGAAACAUGUCGGUGAUCUCUGUCUUCAAGCUGGGAUGUUACAAGAUUCCUUAGUACAUUAUCAUAUGGCUGUGGAACUUCUGCGGUCUGUAAACGACUUUUUGUGGCUUGGAGCUGCUCUUGAAGGUUUAUGCUCAGCAUCCGUUAUCUAUCAUUACCCUGGUGGCACAGGAGGUAAAGUGGGGGCGCGUAGGUCACAAGGUAGUUCUCUUCCCCCUGAAGCAGGAAACAGACACAGACCAGGGGCACAAGAAGUCCUCAUUGAUCCAGGUGCCCUCACUUCAAAUGGUAUAAAUGCAGAUACCAGUGCUGAAAUAGGACGUGCCAAAAACUGCCUUGGCCCUGAAGACAUCAUAGAUAAAUAUAAAGAGGCCAUUUCUUACUACAGCAAGUACAAAAAUGCUGGUGUGAUUGAGUUGGAAGCCUGUGUGAAGGCAGUGAGAGUCCUAGCAAUACAGAAAAGAAGCAUGGAAGCUUCUGAGUUUCUUCAGAAUGCAGUUUAUAUCAACCUUCGUCAGCUUUCUGAAGAAGAAAAAAUCCAGCGUUACAGCAUUCUUUCUGAGCUGUAUGAACGUAUUGGAUUUCACCGAAAGUCUGCUUUCUUCAAGCGUGUAGCAGCAAUGCAAUGUGUGGCACCUAGCAUAUCAGAGCCUGGUUGGCGGGCCUGCUACAAACUGCUUUUGGAGACAUUACCUGGUUAUAGUCUGUCUUUGGAUCCAAAGGACUUCAGCAAAGGGACUCAUAAAGGAUGGGCUGCAGUGCAAAUGCGUUUGCUUCAUGAAUUAGUGUAUGCUUCAAGAAGAAUGGGGAAUCCUGCUCUUUCUGUCCGACAUUUGUCCUUCCUUCUCCAAACUAUGCUGGAUUUUCUCUCUGAUCAAGAAAAGAAAGAUGUAACACAGAGCUUGGAAAACUACACGUCAAAAUGUCCUGGUACGAUGGAGUUCAUCACACUUCCAGAAGGUUUGAGGUUACCCCCUGUGCCAUUCACCAAGCUGCCUAUUGUAAGAUCUGUUAAACUCUUGAACCUCCCCAUUAGUCUUCGACCACAAAAGAUGAAAAGCUUGCUGGGUCAGAACAUGUCAGCCAAAAGUCCCUUCAUAUACUCUCCAAUUAUUGCGCACAAUCGUGGAGAAGAGCGAAGUAAGAAAAUAGACUUCCAGUGGGUCCAAGGAGAUGUAUGUGAAGUUCAGCUGAUGGUGUACAAUCCAAUGCCAUUUGAACUCAGAGUAGAAAAUAUGGGUCUUCUGACAACUGGAGUAGAAUUUGAAUCUCUCCCAGCUGCUCUUUCUCUACCUGCUGAAUCUGGCCUCUAUCCGGUGACCCUUGUUGGUGUUCCUCAGACUACUGGGCAGAUCACUAUCAAUGGUUAUCAUACUUCAGUCUUUGGAGUCUUCAGUGAUUGUCUUCUGGAUAACCUGCCAGGAAUAAAGACCAAUGGCUGCGCUGUAGAAGUCAUUCCAGCUUUGCCAAGGCUGCAGAUCAGUACCUCUCUACCAAGGUCUGCUCACACACUUCAGCCUUCCUCAGGCAAUGAAAUUUCCACCAGUGUAUCUGUCCAGCUUUACAAUGGAGAGACUCAGCAACUUGUCAUUAAAUUAGAAAAUAUUGGAACCGAACCUCUGGAGAAACUGGAAGUCACAGCAAAAACUGUCAACACCAAAGAAAAGCUCUAUGGUGAGUUCCUGAGUUGGAAGCUAGAAGACACCCUAUCCCAGUUUCCUCUCAAACCUGGAAAGAUUGCAACAUUUAAUGUAAACAUUAAAGUGAAGCUAGACUUCUCCUGUCAGGAAAGCCUUCUGCAAGACCUCAGUGAUGAUGGAAUAAGUGUUAGUGGACUACCUCUUUCCAGUCCUUUUCGACAGAUUGUCAAACCACGAGUUGAGAGCAAACCUAUGAAUCCAGCUGAAAGCUGUAAGGUUGGUGACUUCAGUCAUGUAAAGACACUGGAAGCCAUUUUGAAUUUCAAAUACUCUGGGGGACCAGGGCAUGUUGAUGGCUAUUACAGGAACCUCUCUCUGGGCCUUCAUGUGGAAGUGGAGCCAUCUGUCUUCUUUACACAUGUCAGUACCCUUCCUGCAACAAGCACCCGACAAUGCCAUCUACUCCUUGAUGUCUUCAAUUCAACUGAACAUGAGCUGACCGUUAGUGCUAAAAACAAUGAGGACCUAGUUCUUCAUGCAGGGGAAUGUCAGCGAAUGGCUAUCCAAGUUGACAAGUUUAAUUUUGAGAGUUUCCCAGACUCCCCUGGUGAAAGGAUACAAUUUGCAAACCCAAAGCAACUGGAAGAAGAGAGACAGCAGGCGAAAGGUUUGGAGAUCAACAGCAAAUUGGACGUUUGCUGGAAAAUACCUUCUUUGAAGCGUAAAGGUGAAGCAAGUGUAGAAGGAGUUCUUAAUCAACUGGUCCUGGAGCAUCUGCAGUUGGCUCCUCUCCAGUGGGAUGUCUUGGUGGAUGGAAAGGCCUGUGACUGUGAUAUUGUAGUGGACUGCAAAGUCGGGGAUCCCAUCGCUUUGGAGGUGAAGCUGACCAACUGGAGCAAACGCAGCGUGGGCCCAUUUGCUCUAACAGUGAUCCCGUACCAGGAUUACCAAAAUGGAGUGCACAACUAUGAGCUCCAUGAUGCUAUCACCUUUGUUGGAUCCAACACCUUUUAUAUUGAUUCAGUGAAGCCAUCCGAAAACUCCGUGUGCUUCGGCGCUCUGCUCUUUCUGUACACGGGGGAUUUUUACCUGCAUAUCAAGUUUCAUGAAGACCACUCCAGCAGGGAGCUUCCUCUCUCUUGGUUCUGCCUGCCCAGUGUUCACAUUCAUGCUGUGGAGCCUGUGAUCCAGACUAAACUGUAAAUGUACCGUAUGAUAUUGGAUUAGCCACAGUGCACACAAACACUUGACACGUCCUCUGCUUGACCCCACUUUCUUUCCCGCCACAGGCCUUUCUUUACAGGCACAGCUGAACACUCUUAGAAUGGACUCAAGUCAUUUGGGCAGCUGGCGUUGCUUAUUUGGAAAGGAAUGAUGGAAUAUAAUGAACUGGAUUCCUCGCCCCCCCCCCCCCCCCCCCGC
This is a messenger RNA of Pelodiscus sinensis (Chinese soft-shelled turtle), 3712 nucleotides long. Lineage: Eukaryota; Metazoa; Chordata; Testudines; Trionychidae. The record is from RefSeq and is a predicted model, not a curated record.